AUACUUAUUAAAGACUUAAAGACUCAGCUAUACUUAUAAUCAUUACGAAGUACAUCAUUAGGUUCUCAUAUUAGUCAGAUGUUCAUGUUUAAGGACUGUGAUCGAUUUCUUCUUCCUAGUAAGCUCACUUGCCUCUUCCAACAGUGAAAAUGAGUAACCUUACAUAUUUGUGUAAGCUUUAUCAGAAUUUUGCCCAGAACUGAAUUAGUGUGAGUAGAAGAGCAAAAAUGGUGGAGACCCGUGAAGAUGAAGAGCAGAAUGUUAAAAUGGCUGAAACCGUUGAGCUUCUUCUUGCUGCGGGAUAUUUCAGGGCAAGAAUCAAAGGAUUGUCGCCAUUUGAUAAGGUUGUUGGAGGUAUGACAUGGUGUAUUUCAGUCUGUGAUUUUGAUAUUGAUGUUGAUCUGCUAUUCCAAGAAAAUUCAACCAUUGGCCAGAAGAUAGCUUUGACAGAGAAAAUUGUUGCAGUUCUUCCACGUAUGAAAUGCCCUCACCGCCUGGAGCCUCACCAAAUUCAAGGCUUGGAUUUCAUCAGCAUUUUCCCAGUGAUACAGUGGUUGGUAAAGAAAGCAAUUGAGAGGAAAGAAGAAAUGGGUGAUUACAUUCGAGAGUUUUCUGUCUCACAGUUCAACAAGUCUCACUCAACACCACAGGACAUUGAAUUUCUUGCAAAGAAACCAAAGUGUAUCAGUGGAAUGAAAGGUCUUAAGGUUAGUUGAGUUUGGUGUUAUUAAUUAAU
Molecule: messenger RNA, 736 nt
Organism: Orbicella faveolata
Lineage: Eukaryota; Metazoa; Cnidaria; Anthozoa; Scleractinia; Merulinidae
Product: coiled-coil domain-containing protein 93-like
Biological process (GO): Golgi to plasma membrane transport
Source: RefSeq, a predicted model, not a curated record